Messenger RNA from Durusdinium trenchii, 1764 nucleotides. NCBI's taxonomy places the organism in Eukaryota, Dinophyceae, Suessiales, Symbiodiniaceae. The record is from the annotation of a GenBank genome assembly.
AUGAGCUCUCCGCCGCUCAACACCUGGCCGAAGUCCAGCUCUGUGGCAGGCAAGGAUCGUGUCGAGGUCGGUGAAAGGGUCUUCAAAGAGGAGAAGGCCAGCUCACGAAAGGUCUCUAGUCAGGAGAUCAUGGGCGGGGACUUCAGUUUGAAGCCGCCCACGAAGCAGAAGAAGAGGAUGAACAUGACGCUGGUGAAGGGACCGAGAGAAGCAUCUUCUUCUGGAGGACUGGAGCACACGAUCCUCAAAGACUUGGGUCCCAAAGGCAUGGAGGCCUUUACACAAGCUUUGAAAGAAGGCAAGCAACGUCCUGGUUGUGUCAAGCUCUGUUUCGUGGGCCAUGCGCGUGCUGGAAAGACCUCCACGCUGAAGGCGCUUGCAGACAAGCCUUUCGAUACACAGCAGCGGAGCACACACGGUGUGGAAACCUUUGUUUUAUCCAAUGAGCUUUUGCAGAUCUCCAAGCCCGAAUCGGUGGCGGCGGGUUCGACGGCCACUCCUUGGGGCGUCCUGGAGGGCAGCAGCGUUCGAGAACUUCUCAGCAAAGGAGUUGCCAAGCGUUUGGCACAACAGUUGAAAGAUCAAAGCCAGAAGGAAGCCCGACAGGAGACACCAGAGACAAGACAAUCCUCAAUCUCUCGGUCCUCCAGCCGCCAGUUCAAGGAGGAGAGUGGCUCACACUUCUCGGACUUUUCGGAGAUGCAAGAAAUCAUCAAGAUGCCCAUGGAUCUGGUGGCCAAGGCGAUGAAUCAGACCGGCCCAGAGGAUCCGGAGCAAGUGGUCCUGCAAACCUGGGACUUUGCUGGGCAGGAGAUGUACUACAGCAUGGCUCAUGUCUUCAUCACAGCUCCAGGUAUCUACGUCUUGGUUGUCGAUUUGAGUCAAUGGUUGGAAGCCGUCACCAAGCCUGCCUCGGUGUAUUCCUGUGGCUUGCCCGUGGAGCUGUCAGAGCCUCGUCUUUUUGCGGCGGACUACCCAUCAGAGUGCUUGGAAGCGGAUGGGCAGCCCUGCAAGCAAUUGCUGCAGCAGAUCGCGCUCCAAAAACGGAAUGGGGAGUUGAAGUUUAUCCCUUGGAAGCAAAUCUUGAGCGUUGUGCAAUGCGAUCGUUCCCGCCAGUCCUGCUCCCGCUCUAAGGAGAAGUCUCUCCUGGGCCUUUUGGCGGAUGUGACAGGACAUGUUGACGCUUUGGAAGCUGACGUGUCUUCCUCCCCCUUCGCUGUGCAGAAGGUUUUGUCGCUGCGCAGUGUGGCGUGGGCGUUGCUGGAUUGGUGCCAUUUGUCGUCGGGCAAAAUGCUUGUCAACAAAUUCAUGCUGCUGUAUCAUCGCGUUGGGCUGGCUGAUGUGGGGAUGCGCCCCCCAAACCUUGCAGAGGCUGAGUUUGCGGAUGCGGAACUCUGCCGUCAACUGCAGGACUUGAUGAGCAAGGGCAAUGAUUUGGACAGGGCUAUUUAUGAGGCAGUUGUGGUGCGAGACAGUUUGCGAUUGUGGCUGCAGCCGCGCCUCAAAGCUCCAGCAGAGAAGGGAAGGCGUCCUUCCCCGUAUGGUGCUGAAACUACAAGUGCUGGCAAGGGUCGUGGCCAAGGCAAGGGCAAGGGCAAAGACAAAGGGGUGAAGCGUGCCAAGGGUCUUUGUUGGAGCUUCCAAGAAGGCAAAUGCACUAUGCGCGACGAAUGCAUGUUUAAGCAUCACUGUGAUCAUUGCGGCUCUGCUGAACAUGGGCGGCAUGCGUGCGAGAAGCUUUUGCAACUGGCGAAAGAGGAUUAG